Ceratitis capitata (Mediterranean fruit fly) is the source of this 2272-nucleotide messenger RNA. RefSeq names its product cAMP-dependent protein kinase catalytic subunit (gene Pka-C1). Gene Ontology annotation, biological process: peptidyl-serine phosphorylation. The record is from RefSeq and is a predicted model, not a curated record. Lineage: Eukaryota; Metazoa; Arthropoda; Insecta; Diptera; Tephritidae. Gene Ontology annotation, cellular component: cAMP-dependent protein kinase complex; nucleus. Gene Ontology annotation, molecular function: cAMP-dependent protein kinase activity; ATP binding. The coding region runs from base 440 to 1501 and encodes 353 amino acids. The transcript has 4 exons.
UUUGUCCCCGUUUAUCGUUCAGUUGGUAUGCUUUUGUUGAUAAAGGUCUGAAAUUGUGAUAUAGUUCAAUCUCUUUAGACAAUCGAUUGUACCAUAGAACUUCAGGUUGUCAUGUAUUAAUCAAAAUGCAAAAUAAAAGAGUUCGAUAUGACUUUUAAACAAAAGAAGAAAAACUUAAAAGUGAAGAUAUUCUAAUCUAAACGGACGUUUCAAAGUGAACCAAUGAUUACAGCGUUUCAUUAAAAAACAACAUAAUUCCAAAUAACUAAUUGAAAGUAAAGCCUACACAACUAAGCGCAUACAUUUCGUUACAAAUGAUUUGCAAAGAAGUCUAGUGCAAAUUUUAGUUCAAUUUCGAGAGAAGAAUACACCAAAACUUACUCAAACAUACGUCAGUGUUUUUUCUAAGUACAUCUAUAUAGUUGCCCUCGUUUCUAAGAUGGGUAAUAACGCUACUACGUCUAAUAAAAAAGUAGAUGCUGCCGAGACUGUUAAAGAAUUUCUUGAGCAAGCUAAAGAAGAAUUUGAAGAUAAGUGGCGGAGAAAUCCGACAAACACCGCGUCUUUGGAUGACUUCGAACGUAUUAAAACCUUAGGAACCGGUUCCUUUGGGCGUGUGAUGAUUGUACAACAUAAACCAACAAAAGAUUACUACGCUAUGAAGAUUCUUGAUAAACAGAAGGUUGUUAAACUUAAACAGGUCGAGCAUACCUUGAAUGAAAAACGUAUACUCCAGGCUAUUCAAUUUCCAUUUCUUGUUUCGCUUCGUUAUCAUUUCAAAGACAAUUCCAAUUUGUAUAUGGUAUUGGAAUAUGUUCCAGGAGGAGAAAUGUUUUCACAUUUACGUAAAGUUGGUCGUUUUUCAGAGCCGCAUUCGCGAUUUUACGCUGCACAGAUCGUACUAGCUUUUGAAUAUCUUCACUAUCUUGAUCUAAUUUAUCGAGAUCUAAAGCCAGAGAACUUGUUAAUUGAUUCACAAGGAUAUCUUAAAGUUACAGAUUUCGGAUUUGCUAAACGCGUCAAAGGCCGUACAUGGACACUCUGCGGCACUCCAGAGUAUCUCGCUCCGGAGAUUAUAUUAUCUAAAGGUUACAACAAAGCUGUUGACUGGUGGGCUCUUGGAGUACUCGUUUAUGAAAUGGCAGCUGGUUAUCCGCCAUUUUUCGCGGAUCAACCCAUUCAGAUAUACGAAAAAAUCGUAUCAGGAAAAGUACGUUUCCCCUCGCAUUUUGGGUCUGAUUUGAAAGAUUUAUUGCGUAAUCUUUUACAAGUCGAUUUGACGAAGCGUUACGGAAAUUUAAAGGCCGGUGUAAAUGAUAUUAAAAACCAAAAAUGGUUUGCCUCGACAGACUGGAUUGCAAUCUUCCAGAAAAAAAUUGAAGCACCCUUUAUUCCUCGAUGUAAAGGACCCGGUGAUACUAGCAACUUUGAUGAUUAUGAGGAAGAGGCGCUUCGAAUUUCUAGCACAGAAAAAUGUGCAAAGGAAUUUGCUGAAUUCUAAUGGAGUCGUUUAUUUAUUUAUAUAUAUAUUUUUUUGCAUGUUGACGCGGAGUAACAGAAUUAUAACUUGAUCGAAUUAAAAGCAUUAUUAAUAAUAUUAUAAAAAAAGAACUCUCUACUUGCGCUCGACAUUUCUCACCGGGUUUACUGAUGUUUGAAAAAAAACUACCUAUAAAUAAUUGUUUAAAAAAUAUUGCAAGCCAAAAUUAUUUUAAGUAUGAAGACUUCACAAAGAAUUAAAUUCCAAACGCACUAGAUCUUUAUUGUGAAAAUCACAUAUAUUCUAAAAAAAAAAUGUGCAAUUCAUCCAUGCAAGAAGGGACCAAAGUGAAAAGAAUAUGAGCAUAAGUUGGGAUAUUGUAUUCACUUACGGAGAGCGCUUUAGUUGAUUUAACCUGGAUAACAUAAAUAAUAAUGACGAAAUAAUUGAAGCCGUUUGCAUACAACUGGAGCCAACAUUAAAAUGAAUACAUCCAAGUUGCAUGCCUAUACAUGCAGUAUAAUAAACUAUGAGUUCACUGGAGAAGCAUUGCUAAGCGACAUCAAUAACCCUACAGUAAGAAGACUUCAUUGAAAUUUGGGAAUGUAAUACAAAAUAAUGAAAAUACAUGUAUAAGAAUGUGUUGCAACUAAAAGUUUAUAAUAUAAGUAGUAAAGAAAUAAUAUCCAUUAUUAUUCAUUGAAAAUUCAAACUAAUAUGUGACGAAUCAUAUACCAUACACUCUUCUUAAUAAAUAAAACAAUAAAAAGGAAGUUAAAAAGUAAACCGAAA